UUUCAACUUAUACAGAAGCUCACCUAUGGUGGAAUCCCUGUCGUAUCUAAACGAUCUCAAGUCACUGACUGAUGGAAAGUUGAAUGCUACCACCGAAUACGAAUACUAAACCAGUCUUUCUGAUACCACAUAUACCAUUCAGACUGGCCUCCUUCAACGUUCACGCACUAAUGCAGAUCGGACAACAAAUAGGGUUGGUCACAUCCUUAGAAGAUCUCGACAUCGAUAUCUGUUGUCUAUCUGAGACCCAUAUUCAAAACUCUAGUGAAGUGCUACAGAUUCGAUCUCGAUCUAUCGCUUCGAAAAGCAUGUUUCACCUGCGUUUAUCCGGGAACCCUAUGACAUCGUCUGGUUUCGUUAAUGUUGGUGUUGCACUAGGCACUAGAGCUUAGGCAGCACUAAUCAAUUGGAUCCCCAUUAGCUGUCGGUUAUGCGCUGUUAGAUUAGAAAUUUCCUUCAAAGUAAGGAGAAAUCAGCGUAAGAAACGAUGUCUUUUGGUCAUCUCCGCCUAUGCUCCGAUAGAUUGCAGCCCGGAUGCUAUCAAGGAUAUGUUUUUUCCACCAGUUAACAGUUCUUCUACAGAAGGUGCGUUCGACAGAUAUUGUAGUA
Molecule: messenger RNA, 609 nt
Organism: Schistosoma mattheei
Lineage: Eukaryota; Metazoa; Platyhelminthes; Trematoda; Strigeidida; Schistosomatidae
Source: the annotation of a GenBank genome assembly